Molecule: messenger RNA, 968 nt
Organism: Dibothriocephalus latus
Lineage: Eukaryota; Metazoa; Platyhelminthes; Cestoda; Diphyllobothriidea; Diphyllobothriidae
Source: the annotation of a GenBank genome assembly
UUUUCUGCGCCGUCGUCAUAUGUUUGGAACAGUCCUCAGAUCUUCAUUUAUUAAAGGAGCGUGUUAAGCGCAUCUUUUACCAUUCCUACGAUAAUUAUCUCCAGCAUGCCUACCCUUAUGAUGAGUUACGGCCGUUAACUUGUGAUGGACAGGAUACUUGGGGAAGCUUUUCACUUACGCUUGUUGAUUCUUUGGACACUCUUGUAGUGUUGGGCAACUUCACUGAAUUUAGGCGUGCCGUUGAACUGCUUCUGGAAAAUUUAGAUCCAAACAAAAAUGUGAACGUAUCAGUUUUCGAGACUAAUAUAAGAGGUAUGCUGUAUUGUUUUUCACUGUCAAGGUUUCAGUGGUCGGUGGUCUACUAUCUGCUCAUCUUCUUGCCAAGAGGGCUGGGUUGGAUACAGAGCCUGGAUGGCCGUGCCACGGAAGACUGUUGGACCUCGCGGAACGGUGAUCUCCGUUACGAAAAGGCGGCCUUGCGAGCUCUGCGCGCUCUCUGGUCUCACCGAUCACCUCUAGGUCUCAUUGGUAACCAUAUAAACGUUCUAACGGGCGAGUGGGUUGGAAGCGAGGCCACCAUAGGAGCCGGCGUGGACUCAUAUUUUGAGUACCUCUUGAAGGGCGCAAUCAUGUUUCGCCUUCCAGAACUUGACGCCAUGUUCCGAGACUACCGCGAGAUUAUACGAAAACAUAUGAAGUUCGGUUCUUGGCACUAUAUGGUUUCAAUGAAGCAAGGCAGUGUAACAAGUCCACUGUUUCAGAGUCUGGAAGCAUUCUGGCCUGGCGUUUUGGCUCUAGCUGGGGAUAUUGAAGAGGCCAAAGAGUCCCUUUUGCAGUAUCAUCAAGUCUGGAAGAAGUACGGAUUUCUUCCAGAAAUGUACGACAUCAAUUCGGGUAGACCGGUGUCAGGCAGAUCUGCUUAUCCCCUUCGACCAGGUGUGUAUUCUUAUUUGUACUUCUAUUUGUAA